UCUUACUGUUACUAUUCUUAUACAUUACUACUAUAGCGAAUAGUGAUUAAACAUAUUUUUUUAAAUUUUAUUUUAAAUUGGUUUGUCUGGAAAUCGGUUCAAUUUCAUAUUUCUUAUUAUUUUAAAAUCGAUUUUGUCUGAUCCAACUUUUAAUAAUGACGAAAGUAUCUUUUUCGACGUUAGCGUAUUGUAAAAUCGUCGCCCAUGCAGCCAAAUAUCCUCACUGUGAAGUAAACGGACUACUGGUCGCCGAAAACUCGACCAAAGGCGAUAAGUUGGUUAUAGUGGAUACUGUUCCACUGUUCCAUCAGUGUCUCCACGUGUCUCCAAUGUCGGAGAUCGCUUUGAUGCAAAUUGACCAAUCGGCUAGCACAUGCGAUAUGUACAUUGCUGGCUAUUAUCUAGCCAACGAGACGUUGGAUGACCUAAGUUAUGAUAAACCCGCCCAUAAGAUUGUGGAUAAGAUUGUUGAACACGAGUCAGAUGUCUGUAUGGUUGUGAUCAAUAAUCGAUUAAUGGAGUUAAAUCAAAAAGAAAGUGCACUAAUAGUACAUACACAAGAUGAUGGAAAAUGGAAACGUCUUAAUAACUCAAACGUACAAAUAGAAAAUGUAACACUGGCUGCUGCAUCAGCUGUAUUACAACAACAAAUCUAUAAUAAUUUAGUAGAUUUUGACAAUCAUUUGGACAAUUUGUCUUUAGAUUGGCUUAAUGCAGAAUUUUCUAACUGUGUAGAAAGAACAUCGGGACAUGACAUUGGAAGAAGGCUGAUGAUUAAUAAAUCAGUUUCUUGACAAUUGGAAUGGGACGAGGGAAUGAAACAAAUUAAAUUUUGAUAAAUUAAUUUUAGAUGAGUAUUAAGAAUUUUUUUUUUAGUUCAAUUAUCAAUGAUUAUUUUGUUUUCAUAUUACUUUGUAUUAUUUAAAAUCGAAAUUAUA
Messenger RNA from Rhopalosiphum maidis (corn leaf aphid), 938 nucleotides. It is a transcript of the gene EMC8-9, whose product is annotated as ER membrane protein complex subunit 8/9 homolog. NCBI's taxonomy places the organism in Eukaryota, Metazoa, Arthropoda, Insecta, Hemiptera, Aphididae. The coding region runs from base 156 to 794 and encodes 212 amino acids. The transcript has 4 exons. The record is from RefSeq and is a predicted model, not a curated record. Gene Ontology annotation, cellular component: EMC complex.